Gossypium raimondii (Peruvian cotton) is the source of this 3377-nucleotide messenger RNA. Its product is annotated as ubiquitin-like domain-containing protein CIP73. Gene Ontology annotation, cellular component: BAT3 complex. The transcript is spliced from 18 exons. Gene Ontology annotation, molecular function: misfolded protein binding; polyubiquitin modification-dependent protein binding. The record is from RefSeq and is a predicted model, not a curated record. Bases 371 to 3121 code for a protein of 916 amino acids. NCBI's taxonomy places the organism in Eukaryota, Viridiplantae, Streptophyta, Magnoliopsida, Malvales, Malvaceae.
UUUUAAGCCCAAGAAUGCGGAGUGAAGUGAAGAUGGAGGACGUAAAAAGCUGAAAAUAAUGAGCGGUAAGUAACGACUAACAGAAAAACGACGUCAUUUUGGCGGUUCCCGUCCGCAUCACGAAAUGCGGCGCUGCCUGGUCUCCAGUAAAAUUCUUCUGGGAUCAAAUAUAGGCUAAUGAUAAACAAAGGCACCAUUGGCAUCGUCGUAGCCAGCCUCGUCCGCUCCUAAACGUUGCGAUUUUCGGGAACCCUACCCGUCCAUUUCUGUACGCAUCCCAUUGCUUUUUUUCAUAGGUCAAACCGAAUUUCUCAGUUCUUCGAUUUUAACCCCCGCACGCCAGUUAGGUGAUAGAAGCUGUUGAAGUGCUAUGGCAGAUCAGCACUCUAAUGAGGGUCUGAUUACUGGCAAUGUUUCUGGGGAAUCUUCGAAUGCACUAAUAGAGCUCAGGGUCAAGACUCUGGAUUCACAGAUAUGUAGUCUUCAUGUUGAAAAAAAUACAUCAGUCUCUUUGUUCAAGGAGAGAAUAGCUAAUGCAAUUGGUGUUCCAGUUGGUCAGCAGCGGCUGAUUUUUAGGGGAAAGGUCUUAAAGGAUGAUCAUCUCCUUUCUGGAUAUCAUGUUGAGAAUGGUGAUACAUUGCACUUAGUUGAAAGACAGCCAACACAAUCACAACCUUUGUCUGAAACAAGUUCAGGAGAUACAAAUGGAAAUAACAGUAAUGAAGGAAAUGAUGCCAGUGCAGGCAUUCCUCAUAAUCGUGUUGGGCAGAUCUUGCACAGUGUGGUUCUUGGGACCUUUAAUGUUGGAGAUCAAGGUGAAGGCAUUAUUCCAGACCUUACUAGGGUUAUUGGGGCUGUUUUAAAUUCUUUUGGAGUUGGAAGCCAGCCUUCUGCUACUAGUACCACCAGGCAGUCUUCAACCUCUGCUCCUCAAGGAAUUUCAACAGAUGGAGUGCGUGGUGGUGGGCCUGGUGGUGAGAACCAAGCAGGAAUUCAGACACAGUCUCCCCAAUCAUUUCCAGCCGCUACUCAAUUCAUUCCUGUUCCUCUUACUGCUGCACCAAUACCCGUUCCUUCACUUAAUUCGCCAAUUCCUGAUUCUUUAAAUACGCUCUCAGAGUUUAUGAACCACAUGGAAGCACAUUCUCCAAAUGGUUAUCAACCGCACACUUCUGUGACUAACAGAAGAGAGCAACCAAGGGUAGCAUUACCAUCGGAUGCACGGGGUUUUCCGACACCUGAAGCAUUGAGCAUUGUAAUGCGACAUGUAGAACAGCUUCUCAGCAGUCAUGCUAUUGCUGCGUUGUCUCAUAUUGCAGGACGUUUAGAGCAAGAGAGGAAUUCUACUGAUCCUGCACUGAGGGGGCAAAUUCAAACAGAGUCUGCGCAAGUAGGUCUUACAAUGCAGCAUUUAGGUGCCCUUCUUUUAGAGCUUGGUCGAACCAUAUUGAUGCUGCGUAUGGGGCAUUCUCCUGCGGAAUCUUCAGUCAACGCUGGACCAGCAGUAUAUAUAUCUCCUUCUGGGCCAAAUCCUAUUAUGGUUCAGCCUUUUCCCCUUCAAACCAGCUCCCUCUUAAGUAGUUCCAAUUCUCCACCAAAUUCUCUUAAUAUAAGUCCGGCUGGGAUUGGAAACACUCCAAGGAACAUUAAUAUCCAUAUACAUGCUGGCACCGCACCGGCUCCUAUGGUUUCAGCAGUUGGUAAUCGAACAGGCAAUGGGGGAGGGGUGCAAGGGGAACAUGGUAAUAAUGCUGGUCCUGAUCCAAUGCGGGUUCUUCCUGUGCGAAAUGUUAUUGCUGCUGCUCACCCUGCACAUUCCACUGGUGCAAUGUCCGGUGUAGCACAAUCUGCACCCACAGAUUCAUCUCUAUCCUCUGCUCUUGCCGAAGUCACUUCAAGAAUUCGAGACCUUGUUAGUAAUAUGCAGGGGCAGAACCAGGGUGCAUCAGGUGAUGAUGCUGGAACUGGACAGCCUGAUAAUAUGGCUGCUAGUGGAGCAGGGGAUUCUAGCGUUGCAUUACUAGCAGAUCUUCAUGCAACUGAAGAACAGUCACAACCUCAACUUGCUGAACAUAGUAACAAUACUACUGAGAGUGGUAAGAGUUCAAAGGAUGUAUCCACUGGCACAGUUGGAUGCCCUCCAAGUUCAAGUGGAGAAUUCUUGGUAAAGUCAGAAGACCCUUCAGCAAGUGUCCAGAAAUCCACCGAGGAAAAUGCCAAACCUGUUCCACUUGGAUUGGGGUUGGGAGGAUUGGGGCGUAAGAGACGGGUCAACCGGGCAAAAUCAUCUCUCAGUACUAGAGAUACUGGAACAACUAGCUCUUCUCUUGAUGAGAGCUUGAGUGCUAGAACGACUGGCCAAAAGAUUUUGCAGUCACUUGCAUCUCAGAGCUCUUCUAUGAAUAGGGUGGAAGAUGAUUCUUUGUCGAGUAAUCCUGGCAUUCAGAGUAAUAGAUCGUCAGGAGUGCAAAGUUCUGAUGAUCAAUUAGAUGUUGCUAAUGCUGUCUCUCAAGUUCUUCAAAGCCCUGCAAUAAAUGGCUUAUUGGCUGGGGUUUCUGAGCAGACUGGUGUCGGUUCACCAGAUGUUUUUAGGAAUAUGCUGCGGCAACUUACUCAAAGUCCACAAAUCAUGAACACUGUCAAUCAAAUAGCCCAGCAGGUUGAUAGCCAGGAUAUUGGAAACAUGUUUUCUGGAUUGGGAGGAGGACAAGGUGGUGGAGUUGAUCUGUCAAGCAUGGUCCAACAAAUGAUGCCUAUUGCUUCUCAGGCCCUUGGUCAAGGGGCAUCUGCACCUCCGCCAUUCCAUGCUGUAGAACCUAAACAGCAGGUCCAUCAUGAUGGAAGGAGGUCUAAUGCAGCUGAUAAACCUUGUGAUAGUGAUUUUCAGGAUAACAUUCAACAAACAGCUCAGAGGAUUGAGCAAUUAAAUUCGCCCUUUGAUGUCUUCCAUGCAGUUGCUGAAAUUGCAUUUCAGGUAUAUGGCAUUGACAAUGGGAGGAAUACUGAAGAAUUUCUGAGUGAGUUGUGUGGUGAUGAGAGUCUUGCUGAGGAAUACAUAGAGAUGCUACGGCAGGACAUUCGUCAAAGGUUUCAGGAUAAAUGUGAGGAGGAUCAGUGCUAGCUCUUCUUCAUUACGGAAGUUCGAAUAUAAUUUGUUAGGUCUGCCUCUAAUUACCUCCUCUCGUACUAGUGGGGGUGGGGUGUCAUUUUUUCUAUGGCUCGUAGUCAAGAAUCCAUGUACAAACCUAGGCUUCUCUUGCAGGGGCUUGUUUCGUAUGCUCUUUAAGUUAACAUUUGAUCUGUUUGUUUCAAAUGUUUUUCUUGUUAAAUUGCGCAUCAAAUUGAAUGUCAUGAUAACAGCAUCUGUUUCCCUUCAA